Cryptomeria japonica (Japanese cedar) is the source of this 1006-nucleotide messenger RNA. Its product is annotated as phosphoprotein ECPP44-like. The record is from RefSeq and is a predicted model, not a curated record. Gene Ontology annotation, biological process: response to water. The coding region runs from base 444 to 806 and encodes 120 amino acids. NCBI's taxonomy places the organism in Eukaryota, Viridiplantae, Streptophyta, Pinopsida, Cupressales, Cupressaceae. The transcript has 2 exons.
ACUGUUUCUGUCUCUUGAGAUUCCUGUGUUUUCUUUUGGUGAUUUCGUAUUUCUUGACAAGUCUUUUUUCUUGCAAUGGCGGAAGAAAAUGCACCAGAGCAUCAGGAUCGUGGACUCUUCGGCUUGUUUGGGAAGAAGAAAGAAGAGGAGACACAUCAGCAGCAUGACAGUGCUGUGGAUCCACAUGGACAAGGACAUGUGGCAGGUGUAAUGCCACAUGAACAAGGACACGUAGAGGAGAUUCAUCCUACCCCUGUGUCUCAUGGUCAUGCAGAUGAGGUUUACUCUACCCCGCGUCUCAUGAUCAUGUGGGUGUAGGUGAACCUCACCCUGUGUUUGGUCAUGUGACUGAGGCUCAUUUUACGUCUGUGUCACAUGAUCAUGUAGGCAUAGGUGAGCCUCAUCCUGUGUAUGGCCACGUGUUCGAAGCUUACCCUGCUAUUAUGUCUUAUGGCCAUGUAGAUGAGGCUCACCCUGUGGCUGUGUCUCAUGGCCAUGUAGAGGAGGGCAAGCUCCAUGGCAAAGGUGAGGAAAAGAAACAUGAAGGGGGCCUCAUGGCAAAGCUGCAUCGAUCUAACAGCUCUUCUUCCAGCUCUUCUAGCGAUGAAGAAGAAGAUGAAAAAGGAGAGAAGAAGAAAAAGAAGGGUGGAUUGAAAGACAAGUUAAGGCUUCACGGACGCCAUGAGAAGAAAGAGGAAGAUUAUGGUCAUGACAAGGGUGAAGAAGAGGGAGAAAAGAAGGGCCCGAUGGAAAAGAUCAAAGAGAAGCUUCCUGGACACCACAAAGAGGAAGAAAAAGAGCAUUAAAAAGCAACUGGUUUUUUGGGUUCUUUCAUCUUAUAUUGUGUGUGGCUGUGAGUGUUUACCCAUUUUCUGGUUUGAAGCAUGCAUGCUGUGUUUAACUUCUAUAUAUAAUAAGAAUGUAAUGGUGGUUGUUCAUUUUUGUAAUUGUAAUGGUGGUUGUUCCUUUUUGUAAUUGCAGUUGGAAAGUGCAUUGAGUUUUUAUA